AUGGCAAAAGUAUUUUUUACACCGUGGAAGGAUCAUUCCCAGUUACUCACUGUCCGGAAUCAAUUCUACCCUCCGCCCGCCUAUGAUGGACCAGAUUUGCGCUCAAAUGCCUGCGCUACGGUCGGAGUCUGGAAGCUCCGUGGCAACCUUCCACAUCCGGUUGAGGCUACCGCCUUAUUAACGGACGCGAUUCUUCACGACGAUGCUCAGAAAAAUUCCAUAUUCUCGAUUCGAGCCACCUACUCGGCUGCUUUCUGUCGAUUCGUAACGGGUCUUGUUGACUCGAAACUCCAUGGACAGAGGAAGACCAUGUUUCAACGAGCGAUUGACCUCGGGCUUCCGGCAUCGUUUGUUGAGCUGCGCCACGAGGCGACCCAUAGAGAGCUACCGUCUCUUGUGGUAUUGCGCAACGCGACGCAACGCUCGUUAGAGUGGCUCUGGGACUAUUACUGGGCCAAGACAGACUCUGACGUUGCGCUUGUAUUAGGAAGGCCUGCCUCUGCGGUCUCUAACGAUGCCGACAAUGGCAAUGUAGAAGAAAUCAGGAGCAUCGUCAGAACCGUUCUCGAGCAUCCAGCGAGCCAGGGCGACCUUACAGAGCCACCACGGAAGAAGAGGAAGUCAGAUCAGCAAUCGUCUUUCCUUGCGGCGCAGCUGGUAGCGGUAUGUAAGGCGUCUAGCAGGAGUCCUCACUCACUUUCUCGAGUCCUCAUUGAGGAUGCAAUAAUUGUACCGAAGGGACGAAAGCUUGGCGAUUCCAUGGAUGAAGCAUUCACCAAGUGGGACAGAUCACUACAGUGUGUAGCGGCAGGUCAUCCUACAUUUUUACCAGCUCUGACCGAGGAACUGGUCAAUGAACUGGCAUUCACGAGACGACCGAAUACGAAAGAUGAUCCCCGGUGCGAGGCGGUUUAUAUGUGGCUGGACCACAUCUUGAACUCAGCAGAGUGGAGUACAGCUCGGCAAUCUCUUUCUCUCGGAUACAUUCUCAGUGUCUGCGACCAAAAUUCGAAUCGCUGGCUAGAUCUGCUCAGAGGCGCUGUUCGCUCAGAGGAUAAUCGCUUGCCUCCUAUUGCUAGAGAUCAGAGCAACGCUCCACUUCGAUCACAGAAAAAAUCUGGAAGUACGACACAUGCCCAGCACACCGAAGAUGAACUACAAGGGCUGCAGAAAUUCGGGUGGGAAAGGUUAGACACUUGGGAUACCAGACCAAUAGGGAUAGUUUGA
Molecule: messenger RNA, 1227 nt
Organism: Aspergillus lentulus
Lineage: Eukaryota; Fungi; Ascomycota; Eurotiomycetes; Eurotiales; Aspergillaceae
Source: RefSeq, a predicted model, not a curated record